AUUCACACUCAAAGUUACAGAGAAGCCACAGAGGAGGCCACAAAACAACUUCACCAGCCUGCUCGCCGGCCCAGGCUCCUUUUCUUAAUCAAGUCUCGUGUAUAGUUCAUACUUUAUCGCUAAAUCCAGUUUUAAUUUAAAAAGUAUAUUACUUAGAAUUUGAGGAACUUCAACAGAAUGAAACCCUUACUGUUUAAAGACGCUUUUUGGGGAACGGAUUUCACCAACCAUUCUGGCUAUGAGAUUUUGAUUCAAAAGCUUUGUGAUGGCAGACGUAUGUGCAAAGACGUUGAAGAGCUACUAAAAAUGAGGGCAAUGGCUGAAGAGAGGUACGGAAAGGACCUAGUGAUGAUAGCGCGUAAAGCUGGGUUACAAACGGAGAUCAGCACCUUAAGGACAUCUUUCAAUCAGUUAAAAACCCAAAUCGAGAACAUCGGAAAUCUGCAUAUUCACCUAUCUGGAAUACUGAAAGAUGAGAUCAAGAAGAUCGAGAUAUUCAGAGAACGACAGAAGGAACAUAGAAAAAAGUUCGAAGAGAUCAUGGAGAAGGUACAGAAGAUGAAGGUGUCCUUCUACAGGAAGGCCAUGGAGUCAAAGAGGACCUAUGAACAGAAAUGCAAAGAGUCAGAUGAAGCAGAACAAGUGUUGGCGAGGACCCCCUGCACAGCCACAACACAGAAGCAGUCAGAGAAGGUGCAGCACAAGGCCAAGCAGUGCCGACUAGCAGCCAGUGAAGCAGAGAAAAUAUAUGUUACUAAUGUUGAGCAUCUAGAGGAAGUCCGGCUGGACUGGGAGGGCACUCACAAGAGCACAUGUGAGGUGUUUCAACAGCAGGAGGUAGAUCGCAUCAGUGUGCUAAGGAGUGCUUUGUGGGAUCACUGCAAUCACUUCUCCCAACUGUGUGUCCAAGAUGAUGAGGUCUAUGAGGAGGUGAGGAAGACACUGGAAAGCUGCGACAUCACAACUGACAAUAACAGUUUUAUAGAGAUGAAGUCAACAUGUACAAGUCCACCAGGUCCCAUAGUCUUUGAGGACUACUAUCAAAGCAUGCAACCGAGGGAAAGCGAGGGCAGCGCUUACCCUGAACGCGGAGAGAUGUCAAAGAGGUUCUCCAGUGUACUGCAAGGGAGUAAUAAUGAUUUGAAGUUAAACAUCAACGACAGUUUACAGUCAACUCUUUCUACGGUUAAUCCAGAUGAAGUAGUCACACCAGUACCAGACUUUCAACACAUAGCAGCAUCUGUGAGCAAAACCGAUAACGAAGACAGCUAUGUGGCGCAGUAUAACUAUGCUGCACAGGACUCAGAUGAGCUAUCUGUGACCAGGGGGGACGUGUUGGUAGUGCUACUGCAAGGGGAUGAUGGCUGGUGGACAGCAGAGAGGAAUGGUCAGACUGGUCUAGUCCCUGGGACUUAUCUAGCCAAAAUCUAGUCAUGGUCUCAUACACACAGAGGGGAAGUACGUACACUCUCACAUACUCAGACUCUUACACAGAUACACACUCCCAAGUGUGUAAAAAGAACAAUACAUCCAGCACCGGAACUACAAUCACACAAUAGGCUUCCCUUUAGAAAGAAAAUCUGAUAGAUAGAUAAUCUGAUAGAUAGAUAAAUCUAUAGAUAGAUACAUUUUUGUUUCGUUUUUGUUUGCUUUCAGAUCAGGCCGUAAGGAUAUUGACUUGCGUAAGAGAUCCCUCUCCUUUAUGUAUUAUCCCUUCUCAAACCAAUGAUCUGAUUAACAGGAAAAUUAACUGUUUUAUUCCAUUUCAACAUAUACAUUUAACACCUUCUUCAAUUGGGACAAAGAUUAAAUUAGUGCUUCAUUCAGGGGCUCCCAGUGAUAGAUGACAGCAGUGAAGAUGACUCACCGAACGGACAGGAAAAAUGAGUCAUCAUGGACGUCAUGAAUAACUUUGCUGUCACAUUGCCCCCGUGUGUCAUGUAUGUCACCAUGAUUUAUCCAAUACAAGCUAAAUCUGACAUAUCACGUUAACAUU
This is a messenger RNA of Hypomesus transpacificus, 1996 nucleotides long. RefSeq names its product proline-serine-threonine phosphatase-interacting protein 1-like. Gene Ontology annotation, biological process: actin filament polymerization. NCBI's taxonomy places the organism in Eukaryota, Metazoa, Chordata, Actinopteri, Osmeriformes, Osmeridae. The transcript has 15 exons. Gene Ontology annotation, molecular function: actin filament binding. The coding region runs from base 178 to 1431 and encodes 417 amino acids. Gene Ontology annotation, cellular component: plasma membrane; actin filament; cytoplasm. The record is from RefSeq and is a predicted model, not a curated record.